GAAGCCGGCGCCACGGUGAGGCACUGACGCCGUGGGCCCACGAGUCUCCCGGGCCCACGCGUCAUCCUCUCCAUCCCCUCGUCGUCGUCCGCUCGCCUCUGCCCCCGUGCCGACCUUAACUGCCGCCGUUGUCUUCUCCUCCACCCAAAAGCUCGCGAAUCAAUCCACGCUUCAGAGAGAGAGAGAGAGAGAGAGAGGCAGGUGGCGCCGCCGCUGUCCCGCUCGUCUCCGGUGGCCGGCAGGCGGCCGCAGAUCUCGUCUGUCCAGGAUCCAGUGUGUGCGGCCGCGGGCCGCCAUUGUUUGGGAGGAGGAGGAGGAUGGGUAGUAGCACAAGCGCCUUCGUCAUCAGGUGGAUCAACUUCUUCACCAUGAUACUGGCACUACUGGUGGUGGGGUUCGGGUUCUGGAUGAGCACCCACAACGACGAAUGCAGGCGGUCCUUGACGAUCCCUGUCAUGGGUCUUGGAGGAGUAAUUUUCCUCAUAUCGCUCGUGGGGUUUCUUGGUGCUUGGAAGAAAAUUGCUUGCUUGCUAUGGACAUAUCUGGUAAUGCUGUUCGUGGUUUUGGUGGCAAUCAUGGUGUUCACAGUGCUUGCGUUUAUUAUCACAAAUACCGGAACUGGCCAUUCUGUCUCUGGGGUGAGAUACAAAGAGUAUCGUCUGCAGGAUUAUAGCUCUUGGUUUAUCAAACAGCUGAAUGACACUGAAAAAUGGACUCACCUGAGAAGCUGUCUUGUGAAAUCAGAUGAUUGUAAUGGCUUGUCAAGAAGAUACAAGACUCUGAAACAAUACAAGCUUGCAGAUCUUACUCCUAUGGAGUCUGGUUGCUGCCGUCCACCGGCAGAGUGCGGGUACCCAGCUGUAAACGCUUCCUACUUUGAUUUGAGCUAUCAUCCAGUCAGCACGAAUGUCGACUGCAAACUGUACAAAAACGCACGCUCUGUUCUGUGCUAUGAUUGUGAUUCUUGCAAAGCUGGGGUUGCUCAAUACAUGAAAACAGAGUGGAGGGUGGUAGCCAUCUUUAACGUCAUACUGUUUGUCAUCUUGUCUUUCGUCUACUUCGUCGCGUGCUGUGCGCGCCGAAACACCGGAGAGAGCGACUCCAAGGUUCCUACAAGAUGGCAUGCAUGAUUGGCAGAUGAAGCAUCGUAGAGUUAGCUUUUGCUAUUGCUUGUAGUGGCAUUGUUCAGUCAAGUCUCGUUGGUGAAAUGGAAUGCAAGGGCUUUUCCUUUCUGGUGUGGGAUGAUGAUGUUCUUUGUUGCAGUUGGCUUGUGAACAUUUUAGGAAUAAGUUCAUUUUAGGUCCCUUAACUUUA
Oryza sativa Japonica Group (Japanese rice) is the source of this 1314-nucleotide messenger RNA. Its product is annotated as tetraspanin-10. Gene Ontology annotation, biological process: auxin-activated signaling pathway. The record is from RefSeq and is a predicted model, not a curated record. NCBI's taxonomy places the organism in Eukaryota, Viridiplantae, Streptophyta, Magnoliopsida, Poales, Poaceae. Gene Ontology annotation, cellular component: plasmodesma; plasma membrane.